AUGAGGAAUUGGGGGAUAUGUUGGGGGCGAGGGCGAAGAAGUGGGUUGGGGCUAAGGUUUCGGUUUGGGCUUUGUUUCGUCAAGAGGAGUGGAAAUAGAUAG
Messenger RNA from Penicillium digitatum Pd1, 102 nucleotides. The record is from RefSeq and is a predicted model, not a curated record. Lineage: Eukaryota; Fungi; Ascomycota; Eurotiomycetes; Eurotiales; Aspergillaceae.